Lachancea meyersii CBS 8951 is the source of this 429-nucleotide messenger RNA. NCBI's taxonomy places the organism in Eukaryota, Fungi, Ascomycota, Saccharomycetes, Saccharomycetales, Saccharomycetaceae. The record is from the annotation of a GenBank genome assembly.
AUGGGUAGUGUUUUCUUGCCACAUUUACAUUCUGGUUGGCAUGUAGAUCAGGCGAUUGUUACGGAGCAAGAACGGCUGGUUGUCGUUAGGUUUGGCAGAGACUGGGAUAAGGAUUGCAUGUUGAUGGAUGAGGUGCUAUUUUCGAUCGCUGAAAAAGUGAGAAGAUUCGCAGUGAUCUACCUGUGUGACAUUGACGAAGUGAAGGAUUUCAACGAUAUGUAUGAGCUGUACGAUCCCAUGACAGUCAUGUUCUUUUACCGGAAUAAGCAUAUGAUGUGCGAUUUCGGUACUGGUAACAAUAACAAAAUGAACUUUGUGGUGGACGACAAACAGGAAAUGAUAGACAUCUUGGAGACCGUGUUUCGCGGCGCACGCAAAAACAAAGGUUUGGUGGUAUCGCCUUACGACUACAACAGCAAACGUCUUUGA